Messenger RNA from Vanessa tameamea, 2217 nucleotides. RefSeq names its product homeobox protein B-H1-like. Bases 453 to 1289 code for a protein of 278 amino acids. NCBI's taxonomy places the organism in Eukaryota, Metazoa, Arthropoda, Insecta, Lepidoptera, Nymphalidae. The transcript is spliced from 4 exons. Gene Ontology annotation, molecular function: DNA binding; DNA-binding transcription factor activity, RNA polymerase II-specific. The record is from RefSeq and is a predicted model, not a curated record. Gene Ontology annotation, biological process: regulation of DNA-templated transcription.
GCCCGCCUCAGUCGCAGCCGACACCUCGCGCCGAACGCUUGCGCGUCGCUAGCUAUUACGAAUCUUUACUUCCCCGCGUACACUGAUCGCAGCGUCGGAUCACCGCCGUUUUCCACGUGAUCUGCAACGAAUAAAUUUAGAGUUUUGUGUGUUACAAAUAUUUUGGAAACCGUACUUACUGUUUUAAAGGGUGAACAUUAAAGUGAGGUGAAGGACGGCGAUGGUUAAUCGGACAAUCGGCGAGUAUUAAAGUUAUAAGACCUAGCGUCAAACGGGUGUCGUGUGAUGUGCCGUGUGCGGUGACGGGCGUCGACAGCAGCGGCGGAGACGUCGGUUCGGACGUCGAGCUGGGGGCUAGCGAGGUGGAGGUAGCGGUGGGCGGGCGGUGGCGCGCGCGGGCGCUGGAUGCAGCAGGAGCGGCGGCGGCGGGCCAGGGCCCCGGCGCCGUGGCGAUGACGGUGCAGCGCGACGAGCGCGACGCGCGCGCUCCACGAACUCGCUUCAUGAUAACAGACAUACUCGACGCUGCGCCUAGGGACCUAAGCGCACAUAGAGAUUCCGAUUCGGACAGAUCGGCUACAGACUCACCAGGUGUGAAAGAUGAUUCGGACGACGUAUCCAGUAAAUCCUGCGGCGGGGACGCAUCAGGUCUUGCGAAGAAACAAAGGAAAGCGCGCACUGCGUUCACAGACCACCAACUCCAGACCUUGGAGAAAUCAUUUGAGAGACAGAAGUAUCUCAGCGUGCAAGACAGGAUGGAGCUAGCAGCAAAACUUGGUCUCACCGACACGCAAGUUAAGACGUGGUAUCAGAACAGACGAACGAAAUGGAAACGUCAGACGGCAGUUGGUUUAGAGCUACUAGCCGAGGCCGGUAAUUACGCAGCGUUCCAGAGACUAUACGGUGGAUACUGGGCGGGAGUACCGGCUUACCCCGCACAGCCUACACCUACUGCCGACCUGUAUUACCGACAAGCUGCUGCUACUGCUGCUGCUGCCGCGUCAGCCUCUGCUAACACGUUGCAGAAACCCUUGCCUUAUCGGCUGUAUCCAGGCGCGCCUUUAGGGGGCGUUCCACCUCUAGGCUUGGGGUUACCCGGUCCUUCGGCUCACCUCGGCUCCCUUGGGGCUCCGGGGCUUGGAGCUCUAGGUUAUUAUGCACAAGCAAGACGUACACCCUCCCCUGACGUCGACCCGGGGAGUCCAGCCCCUCCACCCCGCUCUCCUCGAGAGCCUUCUAUAGAACAGCGUUCUGACGACGAAGAUGACGAUGAAACCAUACACGUGUAAAGUCAGUGAAUAAAAGACAACAAAGACAUAAUUUUGCAAGUUUGGUUCGUGUAAAAAUCUCAGUUGUGGUCGCAAGAAAUGACUUACAAGUGACUAUCGCAACUGCCAAGACGUACAAGUGCGUAACUAAAAGUUAUCCUGUGAAGUGAAAGUCACGAUUGAGUUUCGUUACCUUUUGUUGAAAUUCAGAAGAGACAGUGCAUAUUUAUUAGUUGCGUUUAAAACAUUUCUCGAAGAGACGGUUCGUUGUGAUGUUGAGAAUUGUUUCGAAGUGGACAAUGCUUGUCCGUAAUAAUUAUGUGAUAUUAUAAGCUCGGAUAAAUAUUAUUAAUAGUAGUGACAAGUUAUGUAUAAUAUAAAUACAUUUGAUGUCGUAUAACUCUUGCUAUAAAUAUUAAUUAUAAUGCUUUCGGAGUUCAAAAUUAGCAGCAAGCUGGUCUUGAUCAUAUAAUCUUAUUGUUUACAAAGAUGGGAUACUUAAUUUGUAUAAAACUAUUGAUUUUACAAAAAAUAUAUAAAUCUAAAUUCAUUUUAUGAGCCUAUGAAACCUGUAUGUAUUUUGUUUCGUAUAAAUUGCCACUAUUUAAAUUAACAGAUUAUAACAAACGCAUAAAACAUUUUUAUAAUAAUUUAUCUAUGUAUACUAAACAGUAUUAACUUCUUAAAAACAAAUAAAUAAUAUAUCAACAUUAAUUUCAAACAAUUGAUACAACGUGCAAAUAAAUUGUGUAUAAAUAUAAAUGUAUAAUUAUUAUUAUAAUGUACGUAUUGUUAGUAUUAAAUACACAAGUAAAAAAUAAGAUUAGGUAUACAGUAUUGUACCUAAAGCUACUAUAGAUAUAUGGCAAUGUACUUAAGCAAUCUAAAAUGUGGCAUUUUAUGUCAAAUAGAUUUUGUGGUGUUUUGUAAUUAAAAUGUUGUCAAUUAA